Messenger RNA from Heterotrigona itama, 617 nucleotides. NCBI's taxonomy places the organism in Eukaryota, Metazoa, Arthropoda, Insecta, Hymenoptera, Apidae. The record is from the annotation of a GenBank genome assembly.
AUGAACGUUUCUGUCAGACCCAUCGCUACCAGUGUACAUUACCUCUACCUUUUGCAUGACGGUGGUUCGGUUGGGUCGAUAAAGCCUCUUUCCCUCUCUAUCGCUUUAGUACCUCCACGUAUCUUCUAUUCUAGUCACACUGUUCUCCCCUCCAGCGACACUGCAAAGAAUGGGGGUAGGAGUAUCCGAGCAAGAUGGGGAAUCGCGAGUUCUGUCAGUGGCCUCUCGGACACGAAAGCGUUGGGUUUUGUGAAGGAUUCUACAAAGCCUGGCAAGUUGAAUAUACUUAAGAAUAUUAAGCGUAGCGUUUCAAGGAUUCUGUCGAACAACGAGUUUAAUAUUGUAAAUGACGAGAUAAGUUUAUCUGCAGAUGAAACUUCGGCAUAUCGUUUCUUCAGAUUGUUCCUCAUAUAAAGAGGAACGAGAAAGAUAUUCGUAAAGAACCAAGAGAAUUAAAAAUCAUUUACCAGAGUGGAAACAAAGAAACAAACUGGAGAAAUUCAGUUGGCUGGUUGUUUGCAUAUCAAAUCUCCGCGAGGACUUCAACAAUUGCUAACCGAGUUAACUUGAAGUGUCCUUUGGCUGGUGGUCUCGCUGGUAACGUGGAAAUUAAUUGA